UGGCUGCUGCGCCUGCAAGGAAGGGCAGGGUCAGAUGCACGAGCAUGGCCCCGCCGCUCGCCGCCUCCGCCGCCCUCCUGCUCUGCCUCGGCUCCGCAGCCGCGGUCUGGCCGCAGCCCCAGCACCUCAGCCAGGGCUCUGCAAGCGGCGGCUGCUGCUUAAGCGCCUCCCGGUUCCGCUUCGCCUAUGCAGAAGGCUCGGCGGUGGCCCCCGGCUGCGACGUACUGGACGAGGCUUUCCGCCGCUACUGGGAGUUGCUUUUCCCCGCCGCCGGUCGCAGGGAUCGAGGGAACGACCGCUCUGAGGAUUCGCCAUGCGACGUGCUGAACGUCAAGGUCACCAAGCCUGGGUGCAGCGGCUUCCCUUCACUGGACUCUUCUGAGAUCUACCAGCUGACCCUGUCGGAGAAAGAGAUGCUUCUAACAGCGGACACUGUCUGGGGAGCUCUCCGAGGGUUGGAGACCUUCAGCCAGCUUGCCUGGGAAGACGAUGUCGGGACGCACUACGUGAACAAAACCGACGUGGUCGACUUCCCCCGCUUUCCGCACCGCGGCCUGCUGCUUGACACGUCUCGUCACUACCUGCCUUUGAAAGCCAUUGUGAAGAUGCUGGAUGCCAUGGCCUACAACAAAUUCAACGUGUUUCACUGGCACAUUGUGGACGAUCAGUCCUUCCCAUUCGAAAGCACUGUGUUCCCAGAACUCAGCCAGAAGGGGGCCUAUAACCCUUUCACCCACGUGUACACCCCGAUGGAUGUCAAGAGAGUGCUUGAUCAUGCCCGGCUGCGUGGAAUCAGGGUUAUUCCAGAGUUUGACACUCCCGGCCACACCCAGUCCUGGGGGCCAGGCGUCCCAGGGUUGUUGACUCCCUGCUACGCGGGCUCAAAGCCCUCUGGAUCAUAUGGACCCGUCAAUCCCAUCCUAAACACCACUUACACGUUCAUGUCGGCGCUCUUCGCGGAAAUUAGCGCCGUGUUCCCGGACUUCUACAUUCACCUGGGCGGAGACGAGGUUGACUUCAGUUGCUGGAAGUCCAAUCCAGACAUCCAGACGUUCAUGCACCAGAUGGGAUUUGGCCAGGACUACACUAAGCUGGAAUCCUUUUAUAUCCAGAGGCUGUUGGAUAUAGUCUCGGCAUACGGGAAAGGCUACGUGGUGUGGCAGGAAGUGUUUGAUAAUGCAGUGAAGGUAAAGCCGGACACCAUCAUACACGUGUGGAAGCAGAACUCCGGGCGGUAUCCGAACGAGACGGCGUGGGUCACCAAAGCUGGCUACCGAGCCGUGCUGUCUGCCCCUUGGUACCUUAACUGGAUCUCCUACGGACAGGACUGGCUAGAAAUUUACGAGGUGGAACCGCUGGCAUUCAAAGGCAGUGCAGAGCAGAAAGCCCUCGUGAUUGGUGGUGAGGCUUGUAUGUGGGGCGAAUAUGUGGACGCCACGAACCUGAGCCCAAGACUCUGGCCCAGAGCCAGCGCUGUAGCGGAGCGGUUAUGGAGCAACAAGACUGUCCGAAACAGGCUAGAUGCUUAUGCGCGGCUGGCGGACUUCCGAUGUACACUGCUAAGGCGAGGGAUCCGGGCCGAGCCCCUCUUCACAGGCUAUUGUGACCAUGAAUUUGAUGGUGUUUGAUGGAAGCUCGCAGGCAGCCAUGCACUGACGGUGUCUCUCGGAGAGCAGGAGUGACUUUCUUUUCAAUUGGUGCGAUGCCUCCAAGGAAAAUCAAUCCAUUAUCGGUUGCAGUUCAUUGAUUCCCCCCCCCCCGCAGCAAUCGCUACCUUCCCCCAUCCCCCCCUUUUCAAAUGAUUUGCCCCAAAAGACCCAGAUGGAGAUAGUGCCUUCCUGUUUGCCAUGUUUACGUUUCUUGGAGCUGUGUAGAGAACUUGGAUGAAGAGAUCGAGAUAAAGACAGAACUCUGAAAACA
Messenger RNA from Sphaerodactylus townsendi, 1920 nucleotides. It is a transcript of the gene HEXA, whose product is annotated as hexosaminidase subunit alpha. The coding region runs from base 45 to 1628 and encodes 527 amino acids. Gene Ontology annotation, biological process: carbohydrate metabolic process; glycosaminoglycan metabolic process; ganglioside catabolic process. Gene Ontology annotation, molecular function: beta-N-acetylhexosaminidase activity. Gene Ontology annotation, cellular component: membrane. The record is from RefSeq and is a predicted model, not a curated record. The transcript has 14 exons. Lineage: Eukaryota; Metazoa; Chordata; Lepidosauria; Squamata; Sphaerodactylidae.